AUGCAAACCUCGUAAAUUGAAAAAAAACUUUGCUAAGUGCACAAAUCAGAAAUAGUGGUAGUUGAUUUGAAGCCAUAAACCAGAUUAGAAGACAAAUACUUAUGUACAAGAUGCCUUGCUGAAAAAGUUGAUAAAGAAAAUUUGACAUUGCUCCAAGACACUAUUGAGAUGAUUCAAAGCAUGAAGAACUAAAGCUAAAAGCUCAAUAAGGAAGAAAAUACUAUCAGACUCACAAAUAUUAAAUCAUUAUAAUCAGCCAUCAAGUCAUUUAAAGAUUACAUUAAAACUGAACUUAAUAAAUUACUUCAAUUAAUAGAUUAAUAAAUAGAAUAGAUUUAAACUGAAAUUGAAUCAAAGGAAACUAAGGAAGAAAUAAAAAAUUUUGAUGACGAACUUCUAAUUCUAUCAAAAAAUUAUAAUGGCAAUUAUAGUUUCAAUAUACCAACAGAAUAGAGUUUAAAAGAAAAAGACAUAGUCCUUGUAUAACUGAUAUAAGAAUCACUAUUAGCUUAAUCAAAAUCACAGCAUUUUAAGGAGAUUAUGGAGUCUAUUGAAAAAAUAAAAUUCACAACACCAAACAACUAAUAGAUGAAUAUAAAUUAAAUGCCUACAAAAGAAUUCGAAUAGCAUGUAAGUUCAUGAUAUAAUAUUAGAAAACUCCUUGUCUUAAUUAAAUAUGUAGCAAACAUAACAAGGAAAUAAUCAUGUUAAACCUUAAUUUGAAUGAACCUGAAUUUAGUCGACUGGCAUGUGUAGAAUGCAUUGAAGAUUGUCCUAUUUAAUACAUUAGUUUGAAAGAGGCGAAUAAAAGAUGGAAUGAAUUCAAAGGAUAAUAAACUGAUUUAAUUUCAAAACAUAAUUUCAAAAGAGAAAAAACAUUUAAUGUGGCUAUAAAAGAAAUUAAAUAACUACGAGACUAUUAUAAUGAUUAAUUAUCAGAAAUACUUACAUCUAUUAAUGAAUAAUUAAUUCAAAAUACUCAAAAUAUUAAAGAUUUUAUUAAUUUAGAAAAUAAAUAGAUAUUUGAAUUAGAAGAAAAAUAAAUUGAAAAAAUAGUUGAUUUGUUAAGUUAAAAAGAUAAAAAUAAGCAUCUGCUUGAAGAGCAAGAAAAACAAGAAAGACUUGAUUAUUUGUUUUAUUAAAAUAUCAAAUAAAAAUUGGAUUGUCUUAUUAAACAUGAUCUUCUUUGUAAGUAAUAAUUGAUUAAAUUAAUGUAAUAACAAUAAGGUACUUUAAUAUAUAUUAUUAUUAGAUUUAUAAUAAUCAGAAAGAAACGAUUCACAAAUUAAUAAAAAAAGUCCUGAAAUACAUGAAUUCAUAUCCAAAUGUUAAUUGCAAGAUUCUUAUAUAUCUAUAUUUAAUGAGUCAGUUGACUUAUAGAUGGAAUUACAGAAAGAAGCGAACAAUUUAUAAUAACAAGGAUAGCUUGAAUAAUUAACUUUAUUGGAGAGUGAUAAUAAUAAUGAGAAUGCUUAAUUAUCUUAAAUGUAAUAAUAAUAUAAAUAAUUUGAAAUAAAUUCAGAAAAAAUGAAAAAAUUGAUAAAGGCAGAGGAAAAUUAUGAAUAAUUAAAAAUAAUUAAACAACAAAAAGAAGAUUUACAACAACAGAUUGAAGAUGAAAAGUUAGUUUUUAAAUAAAUUUAAUAAAAAAUUACUUGUUUAGAAGAAAACAUGACUACUUCGAUUUAAGUGCUGAACUAAUAAGUUUCAAAAUAAGAAUAAUAAUAAUAAGAAUUUUUACUAUAAAUUAAUCAAGAAAUUGUUACUAAUAAUAAAUUAAAGGAAAAUUUACAAGAAUUAUCGAAUUCAAGUGAAUAAAAACUAUAAUAGUUAGCAAUAAAAUAUGAUGAUUUAAAUAAAUAAAUAGAUGAAGCUUAGUAAGACAUAUUUGGAAUGAAAAACUCAACUAUAAAAAAAUUAGAAUAAUUAGAAAACAGCAUUGAUACAAAAUAAAAAACAAUUCAUGAGAAAAUAGAAGAAUUGAGUAGCAAUAUUGAAAAAAAGGACAUUGAAUAAUGCUCAAAAUUAUAAUAAGAAAAAUAAGAACUAUUAAAAAAAAUUAAUGAGGAAAAGAUUGCAACCAAUUCAUAAAUUGAGUAACAAAAUAAUAAAUUCAAAUAAAUCAUCAAAGAAAAUUAAGACGAAUUUACUAAAUAGGAAAAAUCAAUAUCAUCAGUUGCCUAAUUAAUUAAAGAGGAAAAUUAAGCAAAUGCUUAAUUAAAAAAAGAAAUAAAAGAAGUUGGAGAUCAAAGCUAGAAAGGAAUAUCAUAAUUGGCUAUAAAAAUUGAUAAUUAGUCUAAAGAAUUAAUUAAAAUAAAUUCUGAAGUAGAAUUUUCUUUAAGGGAUAAACUACUCUUAUACCAUUUCGAAAAUAGAAAUCGCUUAGAAAGUUCAAAAUAAUAUUUAAAAUAAAAAUUUGUUAAUUUUGAGAAAGCAUUUGUUCACUUUGAAAAUGUACUAUAACCAAAAUUACUUCGAGGUGAUUAUUGGAUUAAAUUAUUUUACAUUUUAUAAGAUAAAACAAAGAAAAUAAUAAAGGGUUCAGAAGAAAUGUAUUUAGGUAGUCGAGAUGGGUUAAAGGCAUAAAAUUUUUGGUAGAAAGUUAAUAAUAAAGACAAUCUACUCAUGAUAUUUAAAUCCAAAAGUGGCUCUAUCUUUGGAGCAUACUCUCCUUGUAAAUGGGAUUCUAGUAAAAAUACAUUUAUAGCAGAUAAUACAUUAACAUCUUUUAUAUUUUCAUAAACUCAUGAUUAAAUAUAUAAUUUGAAGGAGGAUAAGAAGGAUAGAGCUAUUUAUUGUAAAAGUGAUUUUGGACCAUCAUAUGGAAAUUAUAAUGAUAUUGAUAUUAAAGGUGAUUUUACUGAUGGUCAUUCUAAUUUAGGAUAUGAUUAUGAAUUUGAUCAAGAUAAAAAUAAGAAUUAUAACACUCAUCUUUAUGGAUAAGCAAAGCCAGAAAUAUAGGAAUGUGAAAUAUAUCAAAUAUAAUUCAAUUGA
Molecule: messenger RNA, 2994 nt
Organism: Paramecium pentaurelia
Lineage: Eukaryota; Ciliophora; Oligohymenophorea; Peniculida; Parameciidae
Source: the annotation of a GenBank genome assembly